This is a messenger RNA of Ochlerotatus camptorhynchus, 771 nucleotides long. Its product is annotated as histone H2B-like. NCBI's taxonomy places the organism in Eukaryota, Metazoa, Arthropoda, Insecta, Diptera, Culicidae. The record is from RefSeq and is a predicted model, not a curated record. Gene Ontology annotation, cellular component: nucleosome. Gene Ontology annotation, molecular function: structural constituent of chromatin; protein heterodimerization activity; DNA binding. The transcript has a single exon. The coding region runs from base 124 to 498 and encodes 124 amino acids.
AUGCAGUGGGAAGCAAAAUACUGAAAAGAGGAGGAGUUUCGCUUCUUAUGCUACGGGCACAAAACGAGACACCACCGUCGAAACGACUAUCAGUUAUUCUCUACCGAAGCGAACAGCUAAAUUAUGGCACCGAAAACCAGUGGAAAGGCCACCAAGAAGUCCGGAAAGGCACAGAAAGUCAUCGUCAAGGGAGAGAAGAAGAAGAGAAGACAGCGCAGGAAAGAAAGCUAUGCCAUCUACAUCUACAAGGUGUUGAAGCAGGUCCACCCGGACACCGGAGUCUCGUCGAAGGCCAUGAACAUCAUGAACAGCUUCGUCAAUGACAUCUUCGAACGUAUUGCUGCUGAGUCGUCCCGUCUGGCUCAAUACAACAAACGCUCGACGAUCACCUCCCGCGAAAUCCAAACUGCUGUCCGUCUGCUGCUGCCGGGUGAGUUGGCCAAGCACGCUGUUUCUGAAGGAACCAAGGCCGUCACCAAGUAUACUAGCUCCAAGUAAAUUCGUACCAUCCAAACAAUCAAUCGGCCCUUUUCAGGGCCACAAAUCGAUUUCCAACGUGAAAGAGAUUUUGAUGAUUUAUUGAACUUUUAAAUGUUCGAAAGCAGCGUUAGCAAAGUUCGCGAUAAGAAAUUAGUUGAUUUGCCUUAUGAAAGUAAGGUUGACAAAAAGAAUAAGAGGUUGCAUCCAUGACACGACCGUACGGUUUUGACGUAGAUGGAACAUGAAGUAAUUGUGACACGCUUGGCAUGGAUGGCGAACAGACCGACCAGA